UGCUCGUAGUGCAGGUGCUGCUGCCGCUGCCUGGCUAAGGGUAGAGAGAGGGGCUGCGAUAGGAAAGGAGGGAUGGAGAGAGUGGAGAGGCAGCAGAAGGAAAGGAGCAGGACAUGAGAGAGGGCUUCUGUGGGGGCUCCUUGAUACCGCUUUGGGGCUGGGGCAUGAUAAGUCUUCGGAAAGAGGGGCACUUUUAAGAUAUGAUGACGCUCUUUGCUGGCGGGCGGUAGUACUAUGAUUUGGUAUGUGGCCACUUUGAUAGCAAGUGUGAUCAGCACCAGAGGUCUUGCAGCUCAAGGUGCCCACGGCCUUCGGGAGGAGCCUGAGUUCGUGACUGCGAGGGCUGGUGAGGGCGUUAUUUUGAGAUGCGAUGUGAUCCACCCUGUGACGGGACAGCCUCCCCCCUACGUAGUCGAAUGGUUCAAAUUUGGGGUCCCUAUCCCCAUAUUCAUCAAAUUUGGCUACUAUCCCCCUCAUGUGGAUCCUGAGUAUGCAGGCCGGGCCAGUCUUCACGAUAAGGCGUCCCUUCGGCUGGAGCAGGUGCGCUCAGAAGACCAGGGCUGGUACGAGUGUAAAGUGCUCAUGCUGGACCAACAAUAUGACACCUUCCACAAUGGCAGCUGGGUGCAUCUCACCAUCAAUGCACCCCCAACCUUUACAGAGACACCCCCUCAGUACAUUGAAGCUAAGGAAGGUGGCAGCAUCACCUUGACCUGCACAGCCUUUGGGAACCCAAAGCCCAUUGUUACUUGGCUCAAGGAAGGGACCCUCCUUGGGCCUAGUGGGAAAUUCCAGGUGAGUGAUGGGAGCCUGACAGUGAAAUCUGUCAGCCGGGAUGACAGAGGGGCUUACACCUGUCGUGCAUAUAGCAUCCAAGGAGAGGCUGUCCACACCACCCACCUGCUUGUCCAAGGACCUCCCUUCAUCGUUUCCCCUCCAGAGAACAUCACUGUCAACAUAUCCCAGGAUGCACUGCUCACCUGCCGGGCUGAGGCGUAUCCGGGCAACCUAACCUACACCUGGUACUGGCAAGAUGAAAAUGUCUACUUCCAGAAUGACCUGAAGCUCAGAGUACGGAUCCUAAUUGAUGGAACAUUGAUCAUCUUCCGAGUGAAGCCGGAAGAUGCUGGAAAGUAUACCUGUGUCCCUAGCAACAGCCUGGGCCGUUCCCCCUCAGCCUCAGCAUACCUGACAGUACAGUACCCAGCCCGUGUCCUCAAUAUGCCACCAGUUAUAUAUGUGCCAGUGGGAAUACAUGGCUAUAUCCGCUGCCCCGUAGAUGCUGAGCCACCUGCCACUCUGGUCAAAUGGAAUAAAGAUGGUCGUCCCCUGCAGAUUGAGAAGAACCUGGGUUGGACCCUGAUGGAAGAUGGCUCUAUUCGCAUUGAAGAGGCUACAGAAGAGGCUCUUGGCACUUAUACCUGUGUGCCUUACAACACUUUGGGGACAAUGGGCCAGUCUGCCCCUGCACGGCUUGUCCUGAAGGAUCCCCCUUACUUCACGGUGCUACCAGGCUGGGAAUAUAGGCAGGAGGCUGGCAGAGAGUUACUCAUCCCCUGUGCUGCGGCAGGAGAUCCCUUCCCCGUCAUCACUUGGAGAAAGGUAGGGAAACCCAGCAGAAGCAAGCACAAUGCCCUGCCCAGUGGGAGUCUUCAAUUCCGUGCCCUGAGCAAGGAGGACCAUGGAGAGUGGGAGUGCAUUGCCACCAAUGUGGUCACCAGCAUCACUGCCAGUACACACCUCACAGUCAUUGGCACCAGCCCUCAUGCCCCCAGCAGCGUCCGGGUCCUUGUCUCCAUGACGACUGCCAAUGUGUCCUGGGAACCAGGCUAUGAUGGCGGCUAUGAUCAGACAUUCUCAGUUUGGUACGGCCCUCUGAUGAAGCGGGCUCAGUUUGGGCCUCAUGACUGGCUGUCACUGCCAGUACCACCUGGACCAAGCUGGCUACUGGUGGAUACUUUGGAACCUGAGACAGCAUACCAGUUCAGUGUCCUGGCACAAAACAAGUUGGGCACUAGCUCCUUCAGUGAGGUGGUCACUGUGAACACUUUAGCAUUCCCUAUCACAACUCCAGAACCCCUGGUGCUGGUUACCCCACCAAGGUGCCUCACAGCCAAUCGGACCCAGCAGGGCGUACUCCUGUCUUGGCUCCCACCCGCCAACCACAGCUUUCCCAUUGACCACUACAUCAUGGAGUUCCGCAUUGGAGAGCGCUGGGAAAUUCUAGAUGAUGCAAUCCUGGGAACUGAUGGAGACUUUUUUGCUAAGGAUUUGUCACAGGACACUUGGUACGAGUUCCGAGUUCUGGCUGUCAUGCAGGAUUUGAUCAGUGAGCCCAGCAACAUUGCCGGCGUCUCCAGUACAGACAUCUUCCCACAACCUGACCUGACAGAUGAUGGGCUGGCCCGCCCAGUUUUGGCUGGCAUUGUGGCAACAAUCUGCUUCUUGGCAGCAGCCAUCCUUUUCAGCACGUUGGCUGCCUGCUUUGUCAACAAACAGCGUAAACGAAAGCUCAAACGCAAGAAAGAUCCCCCUCUCUCCAUCACUCAUUGCCGGAAGAGCCUGGAGUCUCCUUUAUCCUCUGGAAAAGUGAGCCCCGAGAGUAUCCGGACACUUCGAGCCCCUUCGGAAUCCUCCGAUGACCAGGGUCAGCCAGCAGCCAAGAGGAUGCUGAGUCCCAGCCGUGAGAAGGAACUGUCCCUGUACAAGAAGACCAAGCGGGCCAUCAGCAGCAAAAAGUACAGCGUAGCCAAAGCUGAGGCUGAGGCUGAGGCCACCACCCCCAUUGAGCUCAUCAGCCGGGGCCCUGAUGGACGGUUUGUGAUGGAUCCCUCUGAGAUGGAGCCCUCGCUCAAGAGCCGGCGCAUUGAAGGCUUUCCCUUUGCAGAGGAGACCGACAUGUACCCCGAGUUCCGUCAGUCAGAUGAGGAAAAUGAUGACCCACUAGUGCCCACCUCCGUGGCUGCCCUCAAGUCUCAGCUGACCCCUCUGUCGUCCAGCCAAGAGUCCUACCUGCCACCACCAGCAUACAGUCCUCGGUUCCAGCCGCGGGGGCUGGAGGGUCCCAGUGGUCUGGAAGGUCGACUCCAGGCUACAGGCCAGGCCCGGCCCCCAGGCCCCCGGCCCUUCCACCAUGGCCAGUACUACGGUUACCUCAGCAGCAGCAGCCCCGGGGAAGUGGAGCCCCCACCUUUCUACAUGCCUGAAGUGGGCAGCCCCCUGAGCUCUGUCAUGUCAUCCCCACCCCUGCACACUGAGGGACCUUUCGGUCACCCCACCAUCCCCGAGGAGAAUGGCGAGAACAACUCCAACAGCACGCUGCCCCUGACUCAGACACCCACGGGAGGCCGCUCCCCAGAGCCCUGGGGCCGGCCCGAGUUUCCCUUCGGUGGGCUGGAGUCCCCGGCCAUGAUGUUCCCCCACCAGCUGCACCCCUGCGAUGUGGCAGAGAGCCUGCAGCCAAAGGCCUGCCUCCCCCGGGGCCUGCCCCCGACCUCCCUUCAGGUGCCCGCAGCCUACCCGGGCAUUCUGUCUUUGGAGGCACCAAAGAGUUGGGCAGGCAAGUCACCCGGCAGAGGUCCAGUCCCAGUGCCCACCGCCACCAAGUGGCAGGACAAACCUAUGCAACCUCUGGUGAGCCAAGGGCAGCUCAGACAUACCAGCCAAGGUAUGGGCAUACCGGUGUUGCCUUACCCCGAGCCGGCUGAGCCCUCGGGUCAUGGCGGCCCAAGCACAUUCGGCCUGGACACCCGGUGGUAUGAGCCCCAGCCUCGGCCCAGGCCCAGCCCCCGGCAGGGCAGGCGAGCCGAGCCCAGUUUACAUCAAGUGGUGCUACAGCCCUCGCGGCUCUCGCCUCUGACCCAAAGCCCCCUAAGCUCCCGCACCGGCUCACCCGAGCUCGCAGCCCGGGCACGGCCCCGCCCUGGCCUCUUGCAGCAGGCAGAGAUGUCGGAGAUAACCCUCCAGCCACCCGCCGCAGUCAGCUUCUCCCGCAAGUCCACACCAUCCACGGGUUCCCCUUCCCAGAGCAGUCGGGGAGAUAGCCCCAGUUAUCGGCCGGCCAUGGGCUUCACCACCCUGGCCACUGGCUAUCCCUCCCCACCCCAGGGCCCUGCCGGGCCUUCGGACAGCCUGGAUGUGUUCGGACAGACACCCUCCCCUAGGAGGAUGGGGGAGGAACUGCUCAGACCAGAGCCCCCACCAACAACCUUAUCCACUUCAGGAACACAUCCAUCUGCAUCCGGGAAUUCUGCUGCACCUGAGAGGCUUGAAGCUCUGAAAUACCAACGGAUAAAAAAGCCCAAAAAGUCAACCAAGGGCUCCUCGAAAUCCAAAAAGCGAUCCGACGGUUCUGCUUCCCAGGUUCAGCAACUUCCUAACUCUCAGGUACUGUGGCCCGAUGAAGCUGUCUGCCUCCGAAAGAAAAAGAGACACUCUCGUCCUGAUCCCUUUGCCCGCCUCUCAGACCUGUGUCAUCGCCAGCUUGCUGAGGACCAGACAGCCAUUCUCAACAGUGUGGACCAUGAUGACUCGGGCCAUGCCACCUUGCUGUAGCUUAGUGCCAAUUGUAAAGGUUCUAACAGCAAGAAAAUUGGUUAGGGGGAUGGGGAGCAGAGGGGAGAAAGUGGUCUAUAAGAAAUACAUGUGGGGGUGGGGGGUGGAUAGAAUGGGUUUGACUGACAUGGCAUGGGGGUAAAUUUGCUUCUUCCAUCAGUAAAUGGCUUGCCUUGAAUUUUUGUUGUGGGAAUUGUUCAAAUCUUUACUCCAGUAUGGACCAUUUCCUUCUUCUUCCUCUUCUCCUGUUGGAAUAGCUUUCAGGCAAAAUCCUCAAUUCCUUGGCCAGUUGGCCUCAGUGGAAGGACAGAGAGGAAGAAGUAAGCUGUGAGUGUAUGGUGGUGGGAAGUAAUUUGAGAGCAGGGAGAGAGCUCCCUAGAUAGAUUUUUCUCACCUCCUCCAGCUACCUGUGGGAGAAUUAAGGAAGAAGAGGAAGCCAAAUGUCUCCUUUUCUCUCUUCUUCUGUUUCAGUUUUUCAAAUCCUGGAAGACAGAUGGAUUUUCCAUCCAAUUCCCCCUACUUCCAAGCUAACAUAUAUGUAGAUAUAGAUACAGAUACAUAUCCAUGUAAUGUGUUUCUGUAUGUAUGUAUAUAUAUAUGUUCAGAUUAGCGUGUCAUCCAAACUUAAGUGUUACAUGUCUUUCUGUGGUAUAUGAAAGGAGAAGAAGGGUAUCAGUGGGUAGGAUCAGCAUGCGGGUUAAUGGGAUGCCCCAGUGUCUGUCUCAGGAUAUUAUUUCUCCUUUCAAUGAAAUCCACACGUUCUGGGCAGAAUCUACCAUUUGUCUUUGCUACUUUCUCUCAUGCAGAGGAGGUGUGGACCAUUGCUAUGUUUGCUAACCAUUGCCCCUUCCCACACCCCAUAUAUCUUUGGAUACUCGGCAGUGAGAUACCAAAGAAUCAAAUCCUCCCCAUCCCUCUCCCCUUACUAUUUUUCCUAGCCCCUGGAUAAAGGAAAUAUAUUAUGGAAAGGGGCCUGGCUGGUGUCUUCCUUCCAUCCACAGGCCAGCCAAGGCUCCUGAGGCUCAGGCAGGAAGGCCUCUGGGUACAAACUUCAUCUCAUUUUUCACUCCCCCGCCCCUUGGUCUCUCUAGACCUCGAGCCCUGUGGCUGAAGGGGUCCUUUGCUCGAUAGCCUGUUCACUGUGCUGAGUGCUAGGUUGCCUCAGCUUGAUUUAUUAUCCUGUUUCCAACAUGGCAGCACCCUUCCAAGUGCUUUUUCAGACCAGCUGGUUGGAUUCUUUCUCCCUUUCUGUGGGAGACAAAACACCAGACUGACUGAUUGCCACUCGUGCAUCACCUACAAGUGCGCACCCAAUGAUCUUCCUCUGCCUUGUGAUAAACGUUCCUCCCCAACCUAUGGCUGGGAUGGGAUGACAUUAGGUAAAUCCUGAAGGCUUGAGGCUUCUUGGUUUUCAGUGGGGUGGAGGGAGUUUCCUCACUUUCCUCCUCUCAGUUCUGCUGAAGCCAGGCCCUGGCCAUCCUAGCCCUAGGGAGGAACAAUGUUCUUUGAUCUAUCUUUUGCCAAAAUAUUGUCUGUCCAGACUGUUAGUUUCUGGCAGCUUUUGUGGAGUCAUGUUGGGGAUGCUUACAGUGUAUCACUUCCAAAAUGGUAAGCUGCUAGCCAAGAGCAAGACAGGAUGUCCUGCUAGUGGUGAAGAUUGGUGGUGGUGGGGUUAUUUCUCUCUCCCUUUGACCAAGGAGAUUGUUACCCUGCUUUAGUAGAAAGAGAAGACCACUGGCGUCUCAAAGGAUUGCCUUCUUGGUGCUGUUGUUUUGGUGCAUUUUAGGGUCCCAGCUUCUUCUCUGAUUCCUACUUGGACACUUACCAAGUUCUGGAGCAGUAAAAUUACUAGGUCUCACUCCACCUGGUCUGAUGACAAUUGCCAAUAGCUGGGCUCUAGGGCAUGGCCUUGUCCAUCUGGUCUGGCCCUCCUCAUUCGGGCAGUUGCAUCUGCCCUGGGGCUUUUAAAUUGGAGGGGAAUCUGUCUUCCCCACCAUUGUGACAGGCCCUUGGUGCUUCCUUUUCCCAGCCCAGUGGGCCAGGGAACAACCUUGCCUCUAGGUGAGGUUCAGCUGAAGCAAUUCAAGCCACCACAAUUCAUUUCUAAGCAAGACAAACCUUUAAUGAAAGGAAUGGGAAGAAGGUAGGGUUCUCCCACUCUGGGCAUUUCUGGUCUCCCAGAAGUCUGCAGACACUUGUAUUUUUGCUUGGCAACUAAGAUGCUGGAUGAUGCUUCCAUCUUGCUUUAUCCAAAAUUUCUCUACCCCUGGCUGUCAGGGUAACUUUUCUUCCCCAGUGAGGUCCUACGGAGGAGAGAAAACUGGGUGAUCCUGUGUCUUCUAUCUUAAGGCACUUGGACCUCUGCCAUGGUGCCAUGCUGUGUCCUUUGUUUUAGUGUCAGUUCUGGGUGUUCUCAGGAAGUGAGAAUUACUGAUGUAUUAAGGAGCAGGCAUAAAAUAUUGUCUUAAUUAAGGUUGGGUGAAACUCCUGCUUGUAUUCUUCCUGUGUUCACUUUCUCUUCUAAGAGUAGGAAGUCUAGGCCACCCUUCCACAAUUUGGACCUGGGACUCUUGGGUCUGGAACACCAACAUCAGUGAGGUUAAAUCUUCCUGGCCCCUUAUUUUUUCUCCAGGAAAGAUACUUGAUUAGAUUCUGAACAACAAAGCCAUUCAAGGAAAGGAAAAGGUUCAAACUGAGCCCAUGGAAGAGAGAUUUUGAAAAAAAGACUGAAUAUUGUACAUGAUAUUCAAUUUAGGUGAGUGGGGGAAGUUUAGAAACCUUGACGGAUGAACCUUGCCUGGAGUUCAGCCCAGCCUAUUUUAUAGACCUCAGAUCUUGGAAGUCAUCUGACUAUCUCUCUGGAAGAUGAUCUUUUAGGGGCUUGGUUGAUAAAGGGUAGAACAUCCUUAGAUAGACUAGAGCAUAGCAGGGAAGCUUUCUACAUAGCACCAGUAAUGGGCCUGCCAAAACAUUGUUGUGUCCCCAGUAUCUUGGAAGCAUAUUUCUUGCACCAUUAUAUCAAAGGGUCACUUUGUGAUUAGAAAGUUUGUGAAUUCUAGAAGUUUCUUGAUUUCUGGUCUGCCUUGCUUUUAUCUCUUGUGGAAGAGGCAGUGACCAGAGGUGUUUGUAGCUGAGGUGGGCUAUAGGUGAUUUGGGGCUGAAGAGCUGAAGAGGACUCUGGGGAGUAUUUAGAGAAAGUAGUCAGACUCACUGGACUGAUGGGUUUCUUUGGGAGUCUAUGAUUUUCUGCUACUGUGUGGCCUGGUUCUGCUUAUCUGCAGACUUGGCUAGAGAAUGAAGAGUCCUUAAGGCUCCAUUGGACUCCCUUGUCUGGCUAAGUCAAAUGGAGCCCAAGAAUCACUGGAAGAGGGAAGCAGUCAUUUGACAAGCUGUUGAGUGGCUGUUUCCUUUAGAAUCUUUUAAGGGUAGUCCUAGAACCUGAUUUUUUUUUUAAUCAAGAGAAUGCUUAAUUAAAAGGUUUUGGUUUCUUACGUUUGUUUGGGGUAGAGGAAAUGAAUGAACAUGUCCUGAUCUUGGACCUCUAAAAUGAGUCUGUGGGUAUGUUUUUUAGGUAGGGAAUUAUGUGUGCAGAAAUACAAGCACACACAUAUAUAUACACACACAAAUCUGUUCACAUUCUUCAGAGGAAAGUUUGUCCAGCAAGUUUUGCCCCUUGGUCCUUACAAAGGUGCUGAUCCCAUCUCUUCUUACCCCUGGCAAAUCCUCUUACUUUAGCACAUCAGGACAAACUGAAUUGGAUGUUGUUCUUUAUGCCAACCACCAGAUUUAUUCUGUGACCAGGGAAAAGACACAAAGGAGAGUAUUUGAGAGUGGACAUGUUUUUCCCCUCUUAGGAGAGCUUUCUCAAGCGCUCUUUCUCUCUUGUUGCCUGGCAGCUACGUUGGGUCUUCCUUCAAGGGUAUGAACUAGGGUGAAUAGGUAGGGCUGCUUUACCCAGUGUGAUACAAGAGUAGAGAUUUUUCUUGGCACUUUUAGUGUAGAGUGUGUGUGUGUGUGUGUGUGUGUGUGUGAUCAAGCAUGAUUGUAUCUAUUUCCAAAUCUCCCUUGAAGCUCCUUUCUUUAUCCCUGAACAAUUAAAAAUAGCAUUAGACCAAAAUCCUGCUUUACUUGAGGUAUAGAACCCUGGUUACCAUCUUUCUUAUAAGGGUCUGAUGGAUUGAUUGCCUUGUAGGUUAGAAGUUGCUUUUGGAAGAGUCCUUCCCAAGACCCAAAUAUUAAUCUUUCUUCUUUUCUUUUUCUUUUAAUACCCUCUAACUCCCACUGUCUCAACUUUAGAAUUGCAGAAAAUUGAAGUAAGGGAAAAAGUAAAAAGGACCCCAAGGGAUCCUAAGGUAAUAAGCACAGGUCAGUGGAUCUGAACCCCUAUUUUAUUUAGGGAGAGUAAAUAACAGUUGAGGAGGAGAUAGCAAAACCCAGUGGCAUCCUAACCUUGCUCCUCAUUUAAUGAUGACUAGAUCUGGUUUGUUUUGUGGUCAUCUUGUGGUUAGGCAACAUGACUGCCCCAUGUGGGUGCUAGAACAUUGGCCUUAUUGGGCUUCUGGGAAAGUAAGGCUAUGAAUACUGAGACACCAGUUCCUCAACUGAGGAGGUCCUUGGCCUGGAAAAGAUGGGACAGCUUUACUAUGGGAAGGCUGGUAGAUUGUUUGGGCUACUUCCUAUCUCUCCAUCCUAUGUUGCCAUUUUCAGUUUGAUAUCCUCUGCCAUGGAAGUUUCUGUGUUUUCUCUUAACACUCUUCCCUUUUAGAAGAAAUAGGGUGGGGAGUUUCAGAGCUCUUGGUACUGGUAUAUGUGUUCAAACUAUUCCCUCAAAAAGAGGGAAUGAACACAAGAGGCAGCAAUUAAUGCUUCUUGCUACCUCCCAGGAUUCAAACCCAGGGCUGAGGUAUAUUCUCCUGGUUGGGGAUAAAUUCCCUCUGAUCUUUUUAGGAAGAGCUUUUUGGAGGGUGGGGUGAGUAGGAGUGGGAGAGGAGCUGUACAUAAGAUGUUUUACAUCUGUAGAGAAACAUAAGAUAUGAAAAGCUAACCAUUUAUCAUGGCUUAAUUUGUUUGCAUGUAAAGGAGCUUUUGGGGAGUCCCAGGGAAAGCUAGUUAGAGGCUAAGGAACAGAAAGGGAGAUGGUUGGGAAGUUUGAAGGAGCUAGAUAUACCUCUUUUAAGACAGCUUCUCAUAAUGCAAUAAGGGGGUCCCCUCAUCAGCAUUCCUAAGCCUAACCUAACUCUUGUGUUUCUUGCUGUAUAAAAUGGGAAAUGGCAUCAGAUUUGAAAACUGGUCACAUUGAAAAUAGGGCCAGUUACUGUUAAGAAGGGGAUCCAAAAUAUAUCUAAUGGACUGUCCAAGAUGGGGAAGGCAAGUGACAAUAGGAGUUGGAAUAUAGGGAAGGAAUCAACUUCUGUUGCAAACAAUGUAUUGGAAUGUGGGGAACUAUGGGAUAUGGGGAUGAGUACAUCUUUAGAUAGAGAAAAGAAGUUGGGGUCAGAGAAUGGGGUAGAGGGGACAAGAGACUGCCAUUCUACUUCAGACACCUACCAGUCCUCCUAAAAUAGAACUAGAAUUUUAUGUUCCAGAAUUUUGACCAUCUAGGGAAAUGCAAGAAGGUUAGGGUAAUAAACAUGGAAAAGAGGAGAAUUAGUUCUUAGAAUCAAUGAAACUAAUUGAAGGAUGAAGGAAAUUGUGGUUGAAGGAAAGUUGAGGGACCUUUGAAUAUUAGACAAUUGAAGUUUGUCUUAUUUAUUUUGAGACUACUUGAUAUGAGAUUAAGCUUCCAUGCAAAGUAUUCAAACUGGAGAUUCCUCCUUGGAGAUUCCUGUUAGGGUACAGAUUCACUUUACCUAUAUUCUUUGCUGGGAACUCUUGAGCUUAAACCCAAAAGAUUAUCCAUUCUUUCUAUCAUGAGCCAUUCAUUGGUGGGUGACCUGUGACCAUUUUUUUAUAAGGAGAAAAAUCCAGACAAUCUUUUCCUAUUAUUCUAUUGGCCAAGGAACAUGCCAUGGUAUUUGUGAGAUGUAUUAGAAAUAUAAUAGAUUUGGAAUUUUAAUUAAGGGGUUUAGUGACUAAGAACAGAAUGAGAGAAGCUGCCAGAGGGUCUUAAGCCCAGUUUGAAACCUUGAGGAGGAUUCCUGGUAGAAAUCCUGAGGUAGAAAGUGUGUUGGUGACCAACUGUACUUGGGACAUACUCCUGAGUGUAUCCAACUUGGGAGGUGCUGGAAAACUUUGGCUCUCUAGGGUAACAUAGAUUUUUGGAGUGAUAGUUGGGAAAACAGAAAGUUUGGAGGUUUUGGAAUUAGCUGAAGAAGAACAUCAACAGUGAAUAAGGAAGAAAACUGGGUUUCCACUCUUGAGUGCUGCAGAGUGGGCCUAGGUUUGGGCCUAGCAAGGCCAAGAAGCCUAAUCCAGCUUCACUAGGCCAGAAGUGAACUGGCAGUUGGAGUAGUGAUCUGAAGAAUACAAGAAGGUAAAAUGUAUAUAUAAUUUUAGAAUUGUAUAUUUCAGAUAGAUCCUCGGGAUUAGUGGUAGUUAAGGAGAAUAAGGAGGCUUUGGGUAAACCCAAGUGAGAAGCAGAUUUUUGAGAAUCAGAGGGGAGUGGGAAAGCUUAGACCCUGUUUAGAUGAGGGAUUUAUUCUAUACUCUUUAUCUAUCUUUACCCUUACUUAAACCUUUUACCUUAUUAAAAGAGGUUUUGUUUUUGAACCUGUUGCCUCCAAAGUUGUAUACAUCAGUCUUCCUCGACAAGGCCUAAAUUGUUACAUAGGUCUCAGAUCACAACAACUCUACUUCAACAGAUAGCCAGCUGACCUUUUACUAUCAACAAUAUUUACAACAGAGACUAAAUAGAUACCGUGUCCAAAAUAUACCUAACAGAUGGCAGGUGAGUAUGGAGAAAAAGGGGUACUAGGUCCUUUUAUCCCAUAAACAUAAUUUUCCUUUUCUUGCAAAGGAGUAGACAUCUUGCUUCAGGUCAAGAAAUAUCACCUUGCCCUUGAGCUUAAGGUUUCUGCCCUUACUUUCUUCCCCCUCCUGGACAGUCACUGAUUGGCACUGCUCUUGUAUAGGAUGGACUGAAGGCAGGGCUGACUGAAAAUGGCCUGCAACCCAGUGACCCUCCUCUCUCCUCUUCUUCAGUCUUGAGACAGAAUUAUGAGCUUUUCUGCUUAGGAAGAAAUCCAGACCUAGACCCAACUUUUGCAUUCUCUUUUCCUUUCUGUGGUCACUCCUUCCCUCAGGUAAACCAGCCCCCUUGCUAUUGAACACUGACUUCUAGAUUUGCAAAGGCAUAUUAGCAAAUGUGGGUAAAUUCUUCAGAUGGGCAUACCCGUUCAGUUAUCAAGGGAUGGCACUAUGGCGGUGAAUCCCAUUUGGAAUUGAUGGGCGUAGCUUUCAGUAUAGGUUGGGGACUGGUUUGAAAAGUACCCCCUUGAUUUCCCAUGGGUAUUUUGACAAAGCUUUCUCUAGAGGGAAGGAGAAAGUGCUACAUGCUGAAGAAUAGCAUUUGGGGUUUAGAUGCUUCAUAGGCAGCAAAAUCGAGGCAAAAGGCAUUAUAGAACAUUGUAGACAAUGAAUAGGAAGUGAGUCAAAAUUCACUUGGUUUAAUAUUUGGUGUUGCUUUCUAGCAGGGACUCAUAGUAAGCCUGGGCUCAGAACAGGGUUAAGGGGAGCCAUUCCCUGCUUUGGAUCAUCUGGCAAGGAAAGGGAGAGAAACUGAGGUGAAGGGGUGGUGUGGGCUCAGCUCCCAUCUCCUUCUCUUCAACUUAUGUCUACCUCAUGCUCCCUGGUGUUAUUUGAGUUUCAAUGGGACCUGUUGAGCUUCCUGGUCUUUGAGGCAUACACGUCUCUUCCCCUCCUUCCUAGUAUUCCCGGUUCUGAAUUUGGUUCAGGAAAGGGGCAACUCUUGCCUCCCCCUCCCCCAGGCCUUUUCUCUUUUUUCCCUAUCCUCUAUUUCUUCUUGGCUCCAGGGAUUCUGAACUUGUGCAUGGCUUAGGUGGUAUGGGGGUGGGGAAGGGGAAUCUGGGAGGGUUAAAUGGGUUGGUUUGGGGUUGGGGGGGAUUUGAAUUAUUCAGCCUUAGAGAUGUUGUAAGCAUGCUUUCUGGUGAUGUGUUUUCACAUAAGUAAGUGGAAGGGGCAAAUGCUUCCCUGCAUUUUCAUAUCUGGAGUGAUGGCUUGGGGCUCAGCUUCCUUAGGAGACUUGUGAGAGUUCAUUUCCACUGAAAUUUAACCUCUCUGUGGGUCACCUGGCAAUUCUGGGUGAGUACACUGCUAAUCAACAAAUAUUUAUUGAUUCUACUCAAUGCAAGUCACUUGGGGAGGUCUAUAUUGUUAAAUAGCUGGGUACUGCCUGAGUGUGGGGAGGUGAGAUGAUCCCAAUAUAAAAAAAUCCCCCCCUUUCCACAGGGAUUACACAACCUCCAUCCAUCUCUACAGAUGCUCAGGGGCUGCCUUUUCCCUUUGGGUUUUAGAUGCAGAAUGAUGGCUUGGAUCUCUCUGCUUGAGGUCUGCUUUGUGUUCUUCUUUCCCACUUUCAAGAAGAGUCUGCUUAUGUGAGUGUGUGUGUGUGUGUGUGUGUGUGUCUGUGUGUCUGUGUGUGUGUGUGUGUGAGAGAGAGAGAGAAAGAGAGAGAGAGAGAGAGAGAGAGAGAGAGAGAGAGAGAGAGAGAGAGAGAGAGAGAGAGAGAGAGAGAGAGAGAGAGAGAGAGAGAAACAAGGAGAUGUGGGAGGCAAGAUUUUUGAAUCUGCCCCUAAGGGGAGUUAGGCUCCCAGUUCCCCAUCCCCAUUUUUCCUGAGAAAUAUCAUGCAUAAGAUACCCUCCCUCCUAUUGACUCCCAGCCAGACAACUUUGUUUUGGCAGGAGGAUUACAGGGGAAAUCUUCCAUCUUCAAUGUAUUUUUAUGAAGAUUGUAUAUAAAAUUAUAUAAAUAUAUAAUUUUUUCUAUUUUAGAGAGAGAGGGGAACUUAUGUAAAGGGGGUGGGUGGGAUAAGUCACAAUGAGGAGAUGCAAUAGCAGUAACUAGAAGGCUGCAGACAAGUGCUACAUUGGGGAUGGGUAGAGUGUGGGAGGGAAUGAGCAGGGCAAGAGGAAUGGGGGGAAAUUUUUUUCUUAAGCUGCACUCGGAGUCCUCCACCUCUGCAUUUAUAUGUAUAUAUAAAUAUGAAGAAAUCUAUAUAAAAGACUAUCUAUCUUAUCUCUAUAUCUAUCUCUAUACAUAUAUAUGAAGUCAUAGUUUGCUUUAUUUUUGUACCCAUGCUUUGAGAUGUUUCAAACAAGACCACCUAGCCUAGGUGGUCUGGGAUCCUUGCUCACUUCCUAAUGCCAUCUCUCUCCUCUUCCUUAUCCUUUUCUUCCUUCCUUUUCCCAGUUGCUUGGGUUGAUCUGUCAGAAAUUUAAAAAAAGGAAAACCAAACAAAAGGAAAAAAAUCUUUCAGAUGCUUGCCAAGAAGUGCGGAGAGAAGUGGGAGAAAGAGGAAGCUGAAAGAUUUCAUGGGAAAUUGUGACCUUGGUCUCUCUUGUCCAAAUGCAUAGCAGAUGAUACCAGGGGAAGGCACAGUGGGAAAGAGCUGCUAAGAGAGGAAGCUCUGGGAGUGAUUCCCUACAAUAUUCUGGUUCGACCUCUAGUCAUCGUAAAAGUGUCCAGCUAGCCUGUGACAUUGUUAGAGAUGAUAAGACCAGGAAAAGUCAUAAAGCUAGAAAGUGACCCACAAGAAUAGCUGUCCUAUAUUAUGGCCUCUCUGUUUAAAUAACCAGUGAGGGGCUGAGAGGCCAUAGGCAUGGAUCCAAGUGGUACUAUCAGCAGUGCCAGAAGAAAAAGAGACUCUGGCUUUGCAAUGCUUCAGGUUCUUAGAACCAGUGGAAUCUGGUGUCUAGUAUGAAUAUAAAUAUAUAAUUAUAUAUAUAGAUAUAUAUACACACACACAAUAUUUUUCCAAUUGUUAUUAUUCUUAAGUGGCAAAACAAAAUGCAGUUUGAAAUGGAAUGGCACAGCCCUGGAGGCAUUGAGUGGAA
This is a messenger RNA of Monodelphis domestica (gray short-tailed opossum), 14565 nucleotides long. RefSeq names its product immunoglobulin superfamily member 9B (gene IGSF9B). Gene Ontology annotation, cellular component: neuron projection. Gene Ontology annotation, molecular function: protein binding. Lineage: Eukaryota; Metazoa; Chordata; Mammalia; Didelphimorphia; Didelphidae. The record is from RefSeq and is a predicted model, not a curated record.